GUUAAAUAGAAAUAGUUUUAAAUUAGUUAAAUGAAAACAUUUUUAAAAUUGUAAUUUUUAUUUCGUCUAUUUUCUUAUCUUAACAAAGGAUUCUAAAAAAAAAAUUUAAAGUUCAAAAGACUACAAUCUUUUUUAAAAAACAUUUUUACCUUUGUUUUAGAGUGUGAAUUUAAUGAAUUCAGACAAGAAUGAUCAGAAAAAAGUCAAAAACAUGAUGGCGUUGACCAAGUUGAUGGCAGCAAUAGAUAAAAUGGAACAGAGUUUCGAAUAUCGAUAUUUUCAGCUCUAUCCUUUAAGACAAAAAAUUUAUAUUAUAUGUGGUGUAUCGACCUGGCUUCCUAUUGCAUUUAGUCUUUUUGCAGUGCCUCUGCUAUUUUGCAUGAAUUUACAGUUGCUUAAAAAUUGUAUUGGGAUCGCACUUUUUUGGCUUGGUCUUCAAUGGGUUUUUUUAAGUCUUCUAGCCCUCGUUCAUUCCUGCACAAUGUAUCCUAAAUUACUAAGGAUCAAAAUUGUUUUUUAGUAUUUUAUCUUAUUUACCAAGUAAACUAGAAUUUUUUACAAUGGGUAUUUCCAUUUUACUUGUUUCGAUUUUUCUUCUAAAGAACAAGAGCAAUUUCAAUAUUCCCGCAAUAUCGAUCAUACUUCAUUUAAGUGCGAUCUUUUUAGUAAAAAGUUUAUUAAUGAAAACAGAAAGGCAUUUUUUAAAACUUCUUAUGACUAUUUUUUUUAUGGCAGCUCUAAUAUUUUAUAACCUCAUCUUUAUAUUUUUGAACUUAGAUGAUCUAUCCACCUUUAACGACCUGACGCUCCAAUUUUAUAUUAAAUUUUUUUUAUCUUGUUCAGGUUUAUGCUACUCAUGUAUGUGGUUAUGUAUCAGCCUUAAUUUUUAUAAAUUGGGACAAAAACACAACAAAACACAAAAUUCCCGUUUGCCUUGGUUUUCAAAUUUUUAUUUACGAUUUGUUGCUGCCGUUACCAUGCCACCUUUUUUGGUAACACGAAAAACAUUUAACAUGAAUCGUUCAGUUGAUUCUGUUCUCGAAGAUUCUGAAGAGCAUAAUUUUUUACCUUAUACAACGAUUGAUGCAAACGAUCAUUUACUCUUUAUUGAUUAUAAAGAAAAAAUUUAUUUAAACCAACGCGAAACCAGUGUAACGCAAGUCCAACCAGCAUGUCUUUCACUCCAUUUACUCGAAAAUAAUACCCUUUCUAAUCAUUUUAAAAAAAAUCAGUCGCCUUUUAUGUUUUUCUUUGAUUUCUUUCGUAAAGUAUCAUGUCAACGUUUUUAUUACCGUUUUCAUUCUUUCACAACAAACUCUUUUUUUUUAAGUGCAUGUGGAUCUACUUUGAUAACUUUUCUUACUCUUUUUUUAUGUAUUGAUAUUUGGUUUCCCAAAAUUUUUUCUUUUCACUUCCUUCAUCGAUAUAUUAUUUAUUCUUUAAUCAACACGUAUUCACUGUCCAACAAAAUCCAAUCUCCGCAUUUUUCUUCCUCUUUCAAUGGUUUUUCGUCAACUGCUUCACAAUCGGUGCUUUUUUUUUGUUGGGUUUUUUUUUAUGCACUAGGAAUUCUUCUUUUAACGAAUUCCGGUGUCAUGAUUUUUGGUCAAUGGAUUGAUUUUAUCUUAUUUGGUUCCCUUUCAAUGUUGAAUCGGAAUCAACUUUUCGACUUAAAAUACCCUGAUCAUAAUCUGUUACUGGAUUUGUACAAGAUGACAUUUGACCAAGUACAACAAGCCCAGUUUUUUUUUGACAAAGUAUUACAUGAUCCGACUCGAACGUAUUGCACACCCAACUUUGCCGAUUGUCAUAAACAAGUAAACAAUGUCAAAAGUUGAUCAAGCUUCAUUUAAAAAUGAACUUUUUACUCUACAACAAGCAAUACAAUUUAUUGCUCUUUACCAAUAUAUACGACAUGAAUGAUAAAAGACAUUCUUUUUUUCUUUCAAUUCUUUUUUCUUCCACUUUUUUCUUUUCAAAAACUGUCAAAGAUUUUAAAAUUCGCCAUUUGAACAUCCUGGUAGGGUUUUGCGUA
Messenger RNA from Hylaeus volcanicus, 2035 nucleotides. RefSeq lists its product as uncharacterized. The record is from RefSeq and is a predicted model, not a curated record. Lineage: Eukaryota; Metazoa; Arthropoda; Insecta; Hymenoptera; Colletidae. The coding region runs from base 561 to 1838 and encodes 425 amino acids. The transcript has 9 exons.